Emiliania huxleyi CCMP1516 is the source of this 1866-nucleotide messenger RNA. RefSeq lists its product as hypothetical. The record is from RefSeq and is a predicted model, not a curated record. Lineage: Eukaryota; Haptophyta; Isochrysidales; Noelaerhabdaceae. The transcript has 3 exons. Bases 1 to 1866 code for a protein of 621 amino acids.
AUGCCAGUCGCCGGUCUGCCACUGCUGCCGCUCCUGCUCGCGCGGGCGCGCCCCUCGCAUGCGCAGGACGCGUCAUCUCCGCUCGAGCUGCGCUCCUCCGCGCGCGCCGCCGUGCGCACCUAUGCCGCCCUCAUCGGCACAGCGACCGGGCGUGAGCCGUUCGAGAGCAGGUCGAGGGCGGAUGCUGACAGGUACGCUGCAACCCUGUACAAGCAUAGCCUCAAGAAAUUGACGUACCCGUUGGAAAACUUGCUGACGCUCUUCGAGGCACGAGAUGUGCUCGGCUUGUCUGCCGCCGAGGCGCAAAAUGUGCUCGGUGCUGCGUGCCGCACCGCCGAUUUGCUCCUCGACCUGCGCGCCGACAAGCUGGCCACGCGCGCGGCGAACGCAUCUCGCGCCGAAGAGCUCGCAGCGUGGCCGGAGCAGCAGAGCAUGCGCUGCUGGCCUGUGUACUUAUACGACAAGACAUCAUUCGAGGAGGGCAGCAAGAAGAAGGAUUGCGUCGACCUCCUGCACACUCCGGCGGCGCAACGCAACUUUGCGAGCCCGCAAAGUUGCACGAAGAAUUGCGACUAUAACUCGCACCAGAUCGUCGAAUACUACACCGGCGGACACUUGAUGUACGCGCUCGCGGCGCUCGGCGACAACCUCGCCAAGCUGGGUCGCGCCUCCGACGCGGCGCGCUACAUCACCGCGGUGUCCGAGUGCGUGUACGACCGCCUCUUCUCGCUGCACCCGCCCUUUGAUGCGCAGCAGCGCGUGGUCGACGCGGCCGUCGAGGACGCCGAGUGGAGCUGGCGGUCGUAUAUGCUCACGUGCGACCCGUGCACGAACACGCCGCAGGCGUUCAACCACGCGGGCUUCCUGGCCAUCGCAGUCGACAGGCUCGCGCGCGCCAUCGAGGCCAACGGCGGUGCCAGCCACGAGCUUCCCGGCGGGCUCAAGCUCGUGGAGCGCCUCCGGGCGGUGGCCUCGGCGUUUGUCGCGCACUGGCAGGAGAGCGCCACCGCCGUCGAGCUGGACGACGGCGCGACGGUGCUCCGAUGGAAGUAUCGCGACUACUGCCUCCCGGACAUGCUACCUGACCGGCCAGAGGACAUAAACCACGCCAGCUACGACGUUCACCAGCUAGGGCUGCUCUUCCACCGUGGCGACAACCCGCACGGCCUCACGCUGGAGUACAUGCAGGCGCUGAUGAACACGUUCGUCCGCGUGUACGUUCUGAACCGAAGCGCCACCGACUUUGACCGGUUUGCGUGCGACCAGAGCGGCACCACCGUCGACGAGAAGGGGUGCUCGAGUGGUCGAGCCAAGGACGAGCGGGUGCUCCACGCCGCCAACUGGCUCGAGCUGCCAAACGCUGUCCUCGUCGGAAGCAGCGCCAGCAGUGCUGCCAUCCGCGCGUCGAUGGCGCCGCUGUGCGCGGCUAUGGUGACCGAUUUGCUACCCGCGCUCUCGCCGUUGCUCUCGCCAAUUCUGCCGCCUUCCGGCGAAGCCACGUCCCAUCGCCUCAAACUCGUCGAUCAUUUCGUCGAGCUACUCAGUCAGUCAGACGGGCUGUUCCAGCAAGGGCUCUUCGUGGAACCCUCUCAGUUCCAGAUCGUCUUGAACCUCGCGCGCUUGGACGACGCGUGCUUUGCCGACGACGAGGGAGCGCACGCGCCAGCUCGACUGCCUGCGGGCGACGUGCCGGACGACGCGAUCCCCAUGCAGGCCGCGCCAUCAUGCGGCUGCAGAGUUGCCCGAAGCAUGCCAACGCCCGCAAGCCUGCACGCUCUCACCAGCACCAAGAUCGACGGCACGGCGCUGCCUCUCUCCGCGCUCUCCGGCAAGGCUGCAGUCGUAGUCAACGUCGCCAGCCGAUGA